Messenger RNA from Spodoptera litura, 347 nucleotides. It is a transcript of the gene RpL38, whose product is annotated as ribosomal protein L38. NCBI's taxonomy places the organism in Eukaryota, Metazoa, Arthropoda, Insecta, Lepidoptera, Noctuidae. Gene Ontology annotation, biological process: translation; protein-RNA complex assembly. Gene Ontology annotation, cellular component: ribosome; cytosolic large ribosomal subunit. The record is from RefSeq and is a predicted model, not a curated record. Gene Ontology annotation, molecular function: structural constituent of ribosome.
UCAAAUCUGACGUCUGUUCAAAAGUCAAAGUCGAAGUUCCGUCAUAAGUUUGUUCUUUUAGUUGUUUGACAGUUCUACAAGGAACGUUGUCUUCAUCAUGCCACGUGAAAUUAAAGACAUCAAGGACUUCCUUCUGAAGGCACGCAGGAAAGAUGCUAAAUCUGUCAAGAUAAAGAAAAACCCAGAGAAUGUCAAGUUCAAGGUGCGGUGCUCACGGUUUCUGUACACACUGGUUAUCACAGACAAAGAGAAGGCAGAGAAACUGAAGCAGAGCUUACCACCAGGUCUCCAGGUUAAGGAAGUGAAGUAAUGUGACUAGAUUAAUAAAAUAAAAAAAAUAUACAAAA